GGUCUUCCUGGGUUAACCCAGAGUACGUUCCGGAUAGGGUUGGGCCAGGCCCCUCCCCUGCUCCCAGGUGCUGACCCCCAGCCCCACCUGGCGGGCAGCUGACUUCAUAAAAGUUCGCCCGAGGAGGAGCGGGAGGAGGCCGGCAGGAGGAUGAGCGCUGAGCAUGGGCAGCCGCAGCCGUCUGGGGGCCGGAGGGGCCGGAGUUCCGGGGACAAGAAGUCCAAAAAGCGUAGCCGGCGCAAAGAAACCUACUCAACGUACAUCUACAAGGUGCUGAAGCAGGUGCACCCUGACAUCGGCAUCUCUUCCAAGGCCAUGAGCAUCAUGAACUCGUUCGUGAACGAUGUGUUUGAGCGGCUGGCUGGCGAGGCUGCCCGGCUGGCCCAGUACUCGGGCCGAACCACACUGACGUCCCGGGAAGUCCAGACGGCCGUGCGCCUGCUGCUGCCAGGGGAGCUGGCCAAGCACGCUGUGUCCGAGGGCACCAAGGCCGUCACCAAGUACACCAGCUCCAAGUGA
Molecule: messenger RNA, 519 nt
Organism: Hippopotamus amphibius kiboko
Lineage: Eukaryota; Metazoa; Chordata; Mammalia; Artiodactyla; Hippopotamidae
Product: histone H2B type 2-K1
Exons: 2
Coding region: 151-519 (122 amino acids)
Cellular component (GO): nucleosome
Molecular function (GO): DNA binding; structural constituent of chromatin; protein heterodimerization activity
Source: RefSeq, a predicted model, not a curated record